GGGACCCGGAUGUGCGCGGUGGCGGCGGCCGGCGAGCUCGGGAGCGCCGCGGAGAGGCCUAUGGAUGAGGAGGACGCGGCGGCCCCGGUUUGUUCUCAUGAACAAGAUGGACGACCUCAACCUGCACUACCGGUUUCUAAACUGGCGCCGGAGGAUCCGGGAGAUUCGGGAGGUUCGGGCUUUCCGGUAUCAGGAGAGGUUCAAGCACAUUCUUGUCGACGGAGACACUCUGAGUUACCAUGGAAACUCUGGUGAAGUUGGCUGCUAUGUGGCGUCUCGGCCCCUGACCAAGGACAGCAAUUAUUUCGAGGUGUCCAUCGUGGAUAGUGGGGUCCGGGGCACCAUCGCCGUGGGGCUGGUCCCGCAGUACUACAGCUUGGAUCACCAGCCCGGCUGGCUGCCGGACUCCGUGGCCUACCACGCUGAUGAUGGCAAGCUGUACAAUGGUCGGGCCAAGGGCCGCCAGUUUGGGUCAAAGUGCAACUCUGGGGACCGGAUUGGUUGCGGCAUCGAGCCCGUGUCCUUUGACGUGCAGACCGCCCAGAUCUUCUUCACCAAGAACGGGAAGCGGGUGGGCUCCACGAUUAUGCCCAUGUCUCCAGACGGGCUGUUCCCGGCAGUGGGGAUGCACUCCCUGGGCGAGGAGGUCCGCCUGCACCUCAACGCCGAGCUGGGCCGGGAGGAUGACAGCGUCAUGAUGGUGGACAGUUACGAGGACGAGUGGGGCCGGCUGCAUGACGUCAGGGUCUGCGGAACUCUGCUGGAGUACCUGGGCAAGGGCAAGAGCAUCGUGGACGUUGGGCUGGCCCAGGCCCGGCACCCGCUGAGUACCCGGAGCCACUACUUUGAGGUGGAGAUCGUGGACCCCGGAGAGAAGUGCUACAUUGCCUUGGGGCUGGCGCGGAAGGACUACCCCAAGAACAGACACCCCGGCUGGAGCAGAGGGUCCGUGGCUUAUCACGCAGAUGACGGGAAGAUCUUCCACGGCAGUGGUGUGGGGGACCCGUUUGGGCCACGCUGCUACAAGGGGGACAUCAUGGGCUGUGGAAUCAUGUUCCCCCGCGACUACAUCCUGGACAGUGAGGGUGACAGCGACGACAGCUGUGACUCCGUGAUCCUGUCCCCGACGGCCCGGGCCGUCCGGAACGUCCACAACGUCAUGUACCUGCACCAGGAGGGGGACGACGACGAGGAGGAUGAGGAGGAGGACGAUGGGGAGGAGAUUGAGCAGGAGCACGAGGGGAAGAAGGUGGUGGUCUUCUUCACUCGGAACGGCAAGAUCAUCGGGAAGAAGGACGCGGUGGUCCCCGCGGGGGGCUUCUUCCCCACCAUCGGGAUGCUGAGCUGCGGAGAGAAGGUCAAAGUGGACCUGCACCCCCUAAGUGGCUAGGGGCAGGGCCAGGGACCAGCUCCUGACUUGCCCAGGAGUGGGGCGCCCAGCCCGCUCAGGGGCCCCGGGGUGGCCGCUCAGGCC
This is a messenger RNA of Sorex fumeus (smoky shrew), 1474 nucleotides long. RefSeq names its product SPRY domain containing 3 (gene SPRYD3). Gene Ontology annotation, molecular function: protein binding. Bases 65 to 1390 code for a protein of 441 amino acids. The record is from RefSeq and is a predicted model, not a curated record. The transcript is spliced from 11 exons. Lineage: Eukaryota; Metazoa; Chordata; Mammalia; Eulipotyphla; Soricidae.